AUGGUGCCGGUUAGAAUUUUCAACGGUGACGUAAGCCUUACAACAAUAGCGUUUCUAGAUGAAGGGUCAUCGUAUUCACUGGUAGACAGUUCGUUGACCAGAAAACUAAAGUGCAGCGGACCAACUCAGCCGCUCCGCGUCACGUGGACAGCUGGAGUCUCCAGAUUGGAAAAAUAUUCUCAGAGACUACAGUUGACAAUCGCGGCUCGCGACUCGAACGAAAAGUUCGUGCUUCGGGAUGUACACAGCGUGAACAAUCUGAAGCUGCCAACGCAGUUCAUGAAUUUCACUGACGUCGCCGGAAAGUAUCGGCACUUGAAGGGGUUGCCUGUAACCGAUUAUGCUUUGUCAACACCGAUGCUCCUGAUUGGGCUUAAACAUAUUGAGUUUUUCGCACCAAUAGAAUCGCGUAUCGGUCAACCAGGCGAACCGAUCGCGGUUCGUUCGAAACUAGGCUGGACAGUUUACGGACCACAAGGGACAAAUCGCGAAGCAGGUUUUGUGGGACAACAUUCGUGUAUAGGGUUAUCAAAUGAAGAGUUGCACGAUCUUCUUAAGUCGCAGUACGCCCUUGACGAAAAAGGGGGUUCAGUUAAAAUAAUGCCAGAGUCUGAAGAAGACAGAAAGGCUCGAGAAAUUUUGGAGAAACGAACAGUUCGGGUCGGCGAUCACUUCGUGACCGGACUGCUCUGGAAUGAAGAGAACCCUACAUUUCCAGAUAGUUUGCCAAUGGCACUGCGGCGCAUGAAAAGUUUGGAGAAGAAAUUAUCGAUGAAUCCAGAACUGGAAGAGGCAGUAAGGCAGCAGAUAGUUCAGUAUCAGGUGAAAGGCUACUGUCACAAAGCAACGAAGGAGGAAUUGAACUCAACAAAACCAGAAAAUGUGUGGUACCUACCGUUGAACGUCGUCCUCAACCCAAAGAAACCGGGAAAAGUUCGGCUGGUAUGGGAUGCGGCAGCAGAAGUGAAAGGAGUCUCGCUCAAUUCCAAGCUCCUGAAAGGACCGGACUACUUAACCUCCUUACCUUCAGUGAUAAACAAAUUCCGGGAACAUCGCGUAGGGUUUGGAGGUGACAUCCGCGAGAUGUUUCACCAGCUUCAAAUACGAUCGGAGGAUAAACAAGCUCAGCGGUUCGUGUUCGAAAAUGAAGUUUACGUAAUGGACUGCGCCAUUUUCGGAGCCAGUUGUUUUCCAAGAGCAGCAAUGUACGUAAAGGAUAGAAAUGCUCGAGACUUUUGUGAACAGUUCCCAGAGGCUUCCGACGCAAUUAUUAACAGACAUUACGUUGAUGACUAUUUCGAUAGUAGCGACACCGUCGAAGAAGCGGUUCAGCGAGCGAGUGAGGUGAAAUUGGUCCAUUCCAAGGGCGGUUUCGAGAUCAGGAACUGGGUAUCAAACUCCCCAGCUUUCCUGGAGCAGAUGGGUGAAAAGGAGAAGAAUCAGGCAAUCCUCCUGGAUUCAGCCAAUCCCGAACGGGUUUUGGGGAUAGUAUGGAACACGACAGAUGAUGCUUUCACGUUCACCACCAAGAUGCAGGAUAAAUUGAUGCCGUACUUGUACGACGGAAAGGUACCAACGAAACGUGUUGUGCUUAGCUGCAUCAUGAGCCUCUUUGAUCCACUAGGACUACUGACACCGUUCACAUGUUUCGCAAAGGUGCUGAUUCAACUUCUUUGGAGAAUGGGUUGUGAAUGGGAUCAGGACAUCGAAGGAGAAGCGCUGGAAGAAUGGAGGCAAUGGACGAGACACUUGGGUGUUGUGGAGUCGGUGAAAAUCCCACGACAUUACUUCGGAGACGCUUUGUCUCUUGAUUACUCGUCGUUGCAACUGCAUACUUUCGCAGAUGCCAGCGAAAAGGCUUACGGCUGCGUCGGAUAUUUUAGAAUCAUGGCUGGGGGAAUUCCUCGGUGUACGAUGGUGCAAGCGAAAGCAAAGGUGGCACCACUGAAGCAGGUAUCGAUCCCACGAUUGGAGUUAAUGGCGGCCGUGCUUGGUUGUCGAUUAGCUGACACUAUAAGAGAAAAUCACAGCUUGACAGUGAAGCAAGUGUUCUACUGGACGGAUUCGCGCACCGUCCAUUCUUGGAUAGUUUCCGAUCAACGGAAAUAUAAGGCAUUUGUAGCGUUCAGGAUCGGAGAAAUCAUCUGGCAAUGGCGAUGGGUGCCAACCAAGGUAAAUGUUGCGGACCAGCUAACCAAAUGGAAUAAAGGGCCACAGUUCGGUUCGGAUAGUUCCUGGUUCCAAGGUCCUCAAUUUUUACGCAGACCGGAACCGGAAUGGCCACUACCACAACCAAAGCCCCCAAAUGUGGAAGAAGAGAUGAGAGCGGCUUUCCUGUUACAUGAUAUAGAAGUCCAAAGCACGUUAGUGGACGUUUUAAGGUUUUCCAAGUGGAACGUUCUCGUCAGAACGCUGGCUUGUGUGAAGAGGUUCAUCGACAAUCUACGAACAAAGCGAGAAGGAAAGGCAAUCGAAGUUGUGCCGGCAUCACAGAAGGUUAAAGCAUCGAUCUUGAAGAAGCUGUCGAUAAUCGAAAAACCAUUGGACCGCGAUGAAUAUCAAUUCGCGGAAAGUUGUCUGUUUAAAUUGGCUCAGGUAGAAGCGUAUCCCGACGAAGUCAGAACUUUGAUGAAAAGUCGUCAAGCAGAGGGGCCAGUCAGAUGCAAUAUGGAAAAGAACAGUCCACUCUACAAAGUGUCAUCGAUCCUAGAUGAACUCGACGUCAUUCGCAUGGAAGGAAGGUUGGCAGCAGCGGAGUUUCUUCCGUUUGAGCUGCGUUACCCGAUAGUGCUUCCGAAAGGUCACCAGAUCACACGCAAAUUGUUGGACCAUUAUCACCAAAAGUACGGACACGCAGUCCGAGAAACACUAACAAACGAAAUUCGACAGAGGUUCUACGUGUCCCAUCUUCGAGCUGAGGUGAGGAAGGUUGUGGAUAAUUGGGUAUGGUGCAAAACAAGAAAUUGCAAACCAAAAGCACAAAGGAUGGCACCGUUACCAGUACAACGCGUGACCCCCAAUCUGCGUCCGUUCAGCUUCACUGGAGUCAAUUUUUUUGGGCCUUUGCUUGUUACUGUUGGUCGGCGUGUGGAGAAACGGUGGGUGGCAUUGUUCACCUGUCUUGUGACAAGAGCAAUUGUUGGAGUAGUAACCUGCGAUCUAAAUAGUUGA
Molecule: messenger RNA, 3171 nt
Organism: Toxorhynchites rutilus septentrionalis
Lineage: Eukaryota; Metazoa; Arthropoda; Insecta; Diptera; Culicidae
Exons: 1
Coding region: 1-3171 (1056 amino acids)
Source: RefSeq, a predicted model, not a curated record